AUGGCCCUUUCGGUGGUCAAUGUCGAUGAAGAUUUAUCUUCUUCAAUACUUCAAUUGCCGGAUGAUGAUGCAAGUCUGGAGAGCAGCACUGACGACUACCAUUCCGCACACAGCUGUUACCCAGUCCAUACCCUUCUGCUGAGUCGUCAUGGGGAUUCCAUUUGGAAUGGAGGACAGCCUGGUGUCCCAGAGACUUUCACUGGAUGGACAGAUGUUCCUUUGUCUCCCAGGGGGGUUGAAGAGGCAAAGUCCUUGGGCCGAGAACUGACACAGCGAUGGGAAUCAACAAUUGACGCUUGCUUUACAUCGACCCUGCAAAGAGCUCAAAUGACAGCGCACUACUGCUACUGGGCAUUUGCAGAAUUGCCAAAUAAUCGAGAAAUUAAACGUUUUGUCAUUGAUUACAGGUUGAAUGAACGGCACUACGGAACGUUGCAAGGAUUUUCGAAGGAAAAGGUAGAGAAAGGAGUCUAUGGCCAUGGGUCUUCUACCGUCAAACAUUGGCGAAGGAGUUGGCAUGCGGUUCCUCCAUUACUUAGUGCCGAUGACCCGCGGCGGAAACAUGAGAUUACUCGAUUUAAGGAAAUCUGUGGUGGGGAGGAAAGCAGAGUUCCGCGAGGAGAAUCCCUUAGUCAAGUUUCAAAGGACCGAAUCCAACCCUUCAUUGAGGAAGUUUUGACACCAACCUUGAAUAAGAGUCCCGGGGAUGGAGGUGGAACUGGAUUGAUUGUAGCUCAUGCCAACUCUCUGCGAGCAUUGAUUGGUGCCUUUGUUGACGUUGAAAACGAUCCUGUUGCUUUGCGAGCACUAGAGAGGUUACGAAUCCCGACCGGUGCACCAUUGAUACUGAAAUACCAAGCCUUACCCGAUGGCAGUACGCGAGUGUGUGAUUUAGAUGGCACACCAAUUGAAGACAGUGAUUGCUCUUCAACGGAUGAUCCGAAGCCUGAUUUGCCUGUUUGGCCUCUUAGUUCUGUUCCAAUUCAGUCGUCAGCAGAAAUAUAG
Messenger RNA from Cylindrotheca closterium, 1005 nucleotides. Lineage: Eukaryota; Bacillariophyta; Bacillariophyceae; Bacillariales; Bacillariaceae. The record is from the annotation of a GenBank genome assembly.